Molecule: messenger RNA, 900 nt
Organism: Penicillium salamii
Lineage: Eukaryota; Fungi; Ascomycota; Eurotiomycetes; Eurotiales; Aspergillaceae
Source: the annotation of a GenBank genome assembly
AUGAACAGUCUCAUAGCUCCCAGGAGUACACAUAAAAGGCUGUUCAAUCCCGUUGGCUUUUUUCUUCUACUCAUUCGAUUCAAUAUCCUUGACUUUUACCUUCGACAUCUCUCUCACACACACUUUCCGCAACUCAACAGAAUGGCCUCUUACUUUAUCACUGGUACCUCGCGGGGUGUUGGCCUGAAGCUCGCUGAGAUUCUUGCGGCCAAACCAGCCUCAGAAGUUUCGGUCGUCUUUGCUGCCGCCCGCACAGAGACUCAAGCUCUCAAAGAUCUAGCUUCCAAGUCUGAUGGUCGCAUCCAGAUCGUUUCUAUCGAUAUCACAUCUGAGCAGAGCGUUAAGCAAGCCGCCAGCAAGGUUGAGCAAUCUCUAGGGAACAAGGGUCUCGAUGUUCUGAUCAACAAUGCCGGCGUUAUGAACUAUACCCCCGAUGGCAUUGAGACCAUGACCGACCUUGAAUCUUCCUUCACUACCAAUGUUACCAGUGCUCAUCUCGUCACAAGUGCACUUCUACCGCUUUUGAAGAAGGGAAACCUCAAGAAGGUGGCCAAUAUCUCUACCACCCUUGGUUCUAUUGGGAUGGCAUCCACCUACUCACUCUUCCCCGUUCCCGCCUACAAGGUCUCCAAGGCCGCUCUGAACAUGCUCACUGUGCAAUACGCUCAGUCAUUUGCGGAUCAGGGUUUCUCCAUUUUCUCCCUCUCCCCGGGUUGGGUGCAGACCGAUCUGGGAGGCGCUUCGGCCGAUUUGACCAUCGAUCAAAGUGCCGAUGCCGUCCUGGAUGUCGUUUUCCGUGCCGAUAAGCAGGCUAAUGGUAAAUUCUUUAACAUUCGCGUGGCCGGAUGGGAGAAGGCCGAGGGACUCAACCAGUAUGAUGGGGCUGAGCCUUCAUGGUAA